CGUUCACAGCUGUCGCUGGCAUGCAAGAUAGUUACGCGACUGAUGGUGCCUCUAGUUUUUUUGUGGCUAUAAUAAUUUCAUUUGACGUUUUGAAGUAACUAUAACUGAAGCAACAUGCACAAAGUGAUAAGGCAAAUGACGCAGUUAAGUCUGCAAACGCCACUGCUGGCGUCCGCCCCCACCACCAGUACUGCUAAGCUGUUAGCAGUUACACCUGCGAUCACGCACAGUGGCGACUGCUGCGGCGUGCACACGUCUGCGGUCGGAGGGCUUUGCACCAAAUGGAACAAACACAACUACGGUCCGAGAAGAUGGCUAGAAUAUAACAAGACGGUCCAUCCGCCUCAGGAGGUGGAAGAAGAGCCACGCAAGGCGUAUGUAUGCCACAUGCGCAACAACAUCAAAUACAGUCCGGAUAAGAUGUGGUACAUCGCUGCCUUUGUGCGCGGCAUGUCCGUGGAUGAGGCACUGAAGCAGCUGAACUUUGUGCUCAAAAAGGGCGCCACAGAUGUUAAGGAGACAAUAUUGGAGGCACAACAAAUGGCCGUUGAACGGCACAACGUGGAGUACAAAAGCAAUCUGUGGAUUGCUGAAUCGUUUGUGGGCAAGGGACGUGUAUUUAAAGGAUUACGUCGUCAUGCACGCGGUCGCUUUGGUCGUGUCGAGUACAAGCAUUGUCACUACUUCCUGCGCCUGGAGGAAGGUGAACCCCCGCAGCACUAUUAUCUUCCCGAGCCACAGACACCGCAACAGCAGUACGAGAAAUGGCUAGAGCAGAUGCGCAGUCGAAAGGUCAUCAAUUCCCUGUAAAUGAUAUCCCUCAGUACUGUCCACCACUGUCCACAUUCAUCGCAUUUUGAUGUCAUAUUCAACAACGUUGUUCAAAUAUAUCUUAAAUGAAAAUUAAAAACU
Drosophila innubila is the source of this 912-nucleotide messenger RNA. It is a transcript of the gene mRpL22, whose product is annotated as 39S ribosomal protein L22, mitochondrial. Gene Ontology annotation, molecular function: structural constituent of ribosome. Gene Ontology annotation, cellular component: ribosome; mitochondrial large ribosomal subunit. The transcript has 3 exons. Gene Ontology annotation, biological process: translation; ribosome assembly. The record is from RefSeq and is a predicted model, not a curated record. Lineage: Eukaryota; Metazoa; Arthropoda; Insecta; Diptera; Drosophilidae. Bases 115 to 810 code for a protein of 231 amino acids.